AAAGGCUUGUGACAAGCAACCUGAAAACCUCUGUAGUGUUUUUUCUCAUUAGAAGGCAAACAUGGCAGCCAGAGACUGGGUUUACGUUUCUUUUGUGGCAUUCUUUGCUGCCAUGGGUGCUUUCCUGUCUGGAUACAGCAUUGGGUCUUCCAAUGGACUGCAAAACUUCGCUGGUUAUCUAGAGUAUUUUGAUAUGGGGAACAGCUCUGCAAAUUCUAGCUGCACUGAAACGUCACACUUGAAGGAAGAUGACAGAAUAGCUCUGGUAAGAUGUAGUACCUUGAUGGUCGUCAUUCUUAUUUUGUCUUUACAGGGAGCCAUAAUUUCAAUCAUAAAUCUCGGAGGAGCAAUUGGUAGUCUCUUAGCUGGCAGAACUACUGAUUUUUUGGGCCGUAAAGUUACUCUUGCGAUGUCAGGAGUGCUGGUGGUUGUUGGAACAGCAAUACAGAGUGCUGCAGUACAGGGAGCACCAUGGAUGGUGAUCUUUGGUCGUCUUAUUAGUGGAAUUGGAUAUGGCUCAUUUUAUAUGGCUGGCCCUGUGUACAUUGCUGAGAUUGCUCCCAUGCAUAUUCGAGGAACCUUGACAUCUCUUGUCGGGCCAACCAUAGCAAUGGGAAUACUGACUGGCUAUAUCACCAACUACCUGCUGUACAAUCAGCUGUUUGGUUGGAGAGUGUCUCGUGUACUGGCUUGUGUUUUUGGUUUUGUCUACAUUGUCGGCAUGGCCUUGAUGCCCAGAACCCCAAGGUGGCUCAUGUUGAAGGGGAGAGAGUCAGAGGCACGAGAGGUGUUGAGAAAAACUGCCUCCAAGCUGGGACAGGAGGGAAUUGAAUCUGAGCUAGAGGAUAUUAGACAGACUUUGAAAUCAGCAACAAAGCAAAAUAUUGUACAAGAGAUCAAAUUAUUAUUGAAAUGGAGAAACCUUAAACGGGUCUUAUUGGGAGUUGCUCUUCAUUUGUUAUCAGCUGCUUGUGGAACUGCUAUAUAUUUCUACUCUGAGCCGUUGUUCUGUUCUCUGGGGAUAGUUCCGUUUGUGACUGCUCUUGUGAUUGGAGGAUUGACUCUCUGUGGAACCACCUUCACGACCAUAUUCAUAGACAAGAUUGGUAGAAAGCCGAUGCUGGUGGGAGGUGGUCUAAUGAUGUUUCUCCUCACUGGAGCAGCUGCUACACUAGUCUAUGCCUUCAAGUUGGAGGAAGAUAAGAAUGAUGUCGUCGGCUAUAUUGUUGUGUGUCUGGUCUGCCUCUUUAUGUUAGUCUACUCAUCCACCUGGUAUGUGAUUCCAUGGGUUGUUACCAGUGAGAUAUUCCCUUUGGAGGGACGAGGAGUUGCUGUAUCUAUCUCCACUGCACUUAACUGGCUGAUGGCAUACGUACUCACUCAAGCCUUUCCCUCUUUUCUGGCUUCCAUUCAAACAUUUGGCACCCUCUACAUGAUCAGCAUUAUCGACUUGGCUGCAGCUCUGUUCUUUUUUUUCCUACUGCCCGAGACAAAAGGCUUUAGUCUUGAGGAGAUGGACCAACAAUUUGAAAAAUCGUGGCGUGAGAGGAUAAGGAUAUCUUGUUGCUUCAGGUUUAGUCAUACCCGAGGUGUGGACGUAUCCACUCAAAAUGGUAUCCCUAAGAGUGAGAAUAAUGCUCUCAAUGGUGUGGUGAUGCUAGAGGACAACUCUGUAGAGCUUCAAGACACUAAACAAAAGAGUGAUUUUGUGGAGGAGAGUGACAAAGACUGGGGAGAUUGGGAACGAUAUGUGACAGAGUCUAGAAUUGUUAGCAAACAAAACUGUGUGAACGAACACAGUCCCUAAUUCUCAUGCUUUUGUUGACAAACAGGCUUUUGAUCAUUAUUACAUUUUGUCAAA
Halichondria panicea is the source of this 1861-nucleotide messenger RNA. RefSeq lists its product as uncharacterized. Lineage: Eukaryota; Metazoa; Porifera; Demospongiae; Suberitida; Halichondriidae. Gene Ontology annotation, biological process: transmembrane transport; carbohydrate transport. The record is from RefSeq and is a predicted model, not a curated record. Gene Ontology annotation, cellular component: membrane. Gene Ontology annotation, molecular function: carbohydrate:proton symporter activity. Bases 62 to 1807 code for a protein of 581 amino acids. The transcript has 13 exons.